AUGUCCUACGCACAUAUUGGCCCUCCGGUGCCUUUCAACGGCACCGAUGAGCUCACCGGUGGUGAUGCCACCGAAACAAACCUUAACCAAUGGUACCAGUCUGGCGACCAAGCAUUCAUCCUCCUCAGCGCGUGCCUCGUGCUUCUCAUGGUGCCGGGCAUUGCCUUUCUCUACUCCGGCCUCGCCCGUCGCAAGUCCGCCCUGUCCAUGCUGUGGGUUGUCAUGAUGUCCUUUAGCGUCAUCGUCUUCCAGUGGUACUUUUGGGGCUUCUCGCUCGCCUUCUCGCCCACCUCGACCAACGGCUUCAUCGGCAACAUGCACCACUUUGGCCUCAAAAAAGUCCUGGCCGCGCCCUCGCUCGGCUCGCCCCUCAUCCCCGCCCUGCUCUACUCCUUCUACCAGAUGAUGUUCUGCGCCGUCACGGCCGCGCUGACGGUCGGCGCCGUCGCCGAGCGCGGCCGCGUCGUCCCCGGCAUGGUCUUUACCUUUUUCUGGGCCACCCUCGUCUACUGCCCGCUCGCCUACUGGGUGUGGAAUCCCGACGGCUGGUGCUUCAAGCACGGCGUUAUCGACUACGCCGGCGGCGUCCCCGUCGAGAUCGGCUCCGGCGUCUCGGCCCUCGCCUACUCGUGGGUGCUCGGCCGCCGCAACGAACGCAUGAUGAUGAACUUUCGACCGCACAACAUCUCGCUCAUCACGCUCGGCACCAUUCUCCUGUGGUUCGGAUGGCUCGGCUUCAACGGUGGCUCUGCCUUCGGUGCCAACCUGCGCGCCGUCAUGGCGUGCUGGAACUCGUGCUUGACGGCCAUGUUUGCUGCCAUGACCUGGUGCCUGCUUGAUUUCCGUCUUGCUCGCAAGUGGUCCAUGGUCGGUUGGUGCUCUGGUACUAUUUCUGGUCUUGUUGCUGCUACACCCGCGUCCGGUUUCAUCGACCCUUGGGCCAGCAUUAUCUUGGGUGUCGUCGCUGGAGUGUGCUGCAACUUUGGCACUAAGAUCAAGUUCCUCGUUCGUAUCGACGACUCUCUCGAUGUGUUUGCCGAACACGGCAUCGGCGGCAUGGUCGGUCUGAUCUUCAACGCAUUCUUCGCCACCAAGAAUGUCAUUGGACUUGAUGGUGUCAACUCUGGUACACUCGGCGGUUUCCUCGAUCACAAAUACGCCACCAUCGGCUGGCAAAUCGCUGCCAUUGUCGCCGCAUCGGCCUAUGCCUUUGUCAUGUCCGCCAUCAUUGCCAAGCUCAUCGACUUUGUCCCUGGCCUGAAGCUGCGCGCCUCCGAAGAGGCCGAACUUCUCGGCAUGGACGACGACCAGCACGGUGAAUUCUCAUACGACUAUGUCGAGGUCCGCCGAGACUUCCUCGCUUGGAGCCCUCAGACCGGCGAGCCUGCUGGAGAGGGCACGACGAUUGAGCCGCAGCACGGCAUCCAGGAGCACGCUAGCAUGGUUCGUCCUACUAGCUCCUCUCUUGCCAUGGCGGAGAGCAAGCGAUCAUCACCGUCGUCCUUGCGUGAUCACAGCGACCGCGAGGAAGUCAUUGUCGAGGCGGUUGAGCCGGAGGCGGAGCUGCCGCCCAUGCGAGAGAAGCAAGCGUCGGUUUGA
This is a messenger RNA of Akanthomyces muscarius, 1599 nucleotides long. RefSeq lists its product as uncharacterized. The transcript is spliced from 3 exons. Gene Ontology annotation, molecular function: ammonium channel activity. Bases 1 to 1599 code for a protein of 532 amino acids. Gene Ontology annotation, biological process: ammonium transmembrane transport. The record is from RefSeq and is a predicted model, not a curated record. NCBI's taxonomy places the organism in Eukaryota, Fungi, Ascomycota, Sordariomycetes, Hypocreales, Cordycipitaceae. Gene Ontology annotation, cellular component: plasma membrane.